AUGUCGGACGACGAUGAUUUCAUGCAGGACUCUGGGGAAGAGGAGUACGACUUCGAGUACGAAGGCUCCGAUGAGGACGACUCUGGCGACAUCGGUAUCGAAAACAAAUACUACAACGCGAAACAGAUCAAGGCAGACAGCCCAGAAGAAGCUAUCGAUGAGUUCUUAGGCGUACCAGCACUGGAACAAGACAAGGGUGACUGUAAUUUACAGGCAAUCGAACACUACCGCGAACUCUUGACCUACGUCAAAUCGGCCGUCACACGGAACUACUCGGACAAGUCGAUAAACAACAUGCUCGAUUUUAUUGAAAAAGGCUCGGAUGAUGAAAAAGCAUACCAUUGCAUGGAGGAGUUUUAUCGUUUGACACUCAAGACAUUCCAAAACACAAACAAUGAACGACUGUGGCUCAAGACAAAUAUCAAACUCGCAAAGCUGUGGCUGGAUCGUAGAGAAUUCACACAACUUACUAAGAAGCUGCGAGAGUUACACCGGGCCUGUCAGCGUGAGGACGGUACAGAUGACCCCAGCAAAGGAACAUAUUCGCUUGAAGUAUAUGCUCUCGAAAUUCAGAUGUACGCCGAGACGAAAAAUAACAAACGACUCAAAGCGCUCUACGAGCGAGCUUUGCGGGUUCGGUCGGCUGUUCCACAUCCGAAAAUUAUGGGCAUCAUUCGCGAAUGUGGAGGAAAAAUGCACAUGAGCGAGGAGAAUUGGGAACAGGCACAGAGCGACUUUUUUGAGUCAUUCCGCAACUACGACGAAGCCGGGUCGAUGCAGCGAAUCCAAGUUUUGAAGUACCUGGUGUUGACUACAAUGCUUAUGAAAUCGGACAUCAACCCAUUCGACUCUCAGGAGACGAAACCAUACAAGAACGAUCCACGGAUAUCGGCCAUGACAGAUCUGGUUGAUGCGUAUCAACGAGAUGAUAUACACACUUACGAAGAGAUUCUACAGAAUAAUCAGGACGUACUGGCAGACCCGUUUAUUGCCGAGAAUAUUGACGAAGUCAGCCGCAACAUGCGCACUAAAGCUGUCAUCAAACUCAUUGCACCUUACACCCGGUUCACGCUUAGCUUUAUUUCAAGACAGAUCAAGAUUUCUGUAUCAGAGGUUCAAGAAAUUCUCGGGUUCUUGAUCAUGGACAAAAAACUCAACGCCAAGAUCGAUCAAGAAAAUGGCACAGUCGUAGUCGAAAGCUCAAGCGACUCAGAACGUCUACAGGCUGUCCGCGAAUGGUCCUCAUCGCUCAAAUCCCUCUGGCGCGCGGCACUCAAUGACGGCGAAGGCUUCAAGGUCGACGAAUCAUCCCUCUCGCAAAUGGGGACCAUGCAAUCCUCAUUCCAGGCGGCGGUGGCAGGAUUUGGCGAGGAGAGUCGCUCGUUUUUCCGUGGAGGAUACAAAUCGCCUUCCGUCGGACAACCCUCAACGUACGACACCCGUUGCAGUUCGGUCUCGUAUCCUUUCUUCAACAUUCCUGUCUAUUCCAAUCCUCGUAGAUACGCCAUGGAGCCGUUGUCCCGGGAAGAGCUGGAGCGUUUCCAGAAAUUGUCAAACGAUUAUGAACCCGAAGUACAGGGCUCACUGGUAUCACCCAAGCAAUCAAGUCAAAUCAUCUCCGCCGAGUACUCGAAUGCAGACCCUACCUUUGUAACAAAGACCAAUGCCCUCGCCGUGACGCAUCCUUUUACGCGAACCAUGAAAGGAGAUGGGAAUUCGGUUGCUUUCGGAUACUUCGAGAACCUCUUCUUCCUUCGCGACACCAUAAAAGUCCAGUCAGAGCUUGCGCGAAUCAAGUCGAUGAGCGCUCUGCUCGAUCAAGUCGGCCAUCAAGAGUAUCUGUACGAGACGUUUGUUGACGCCACAGAAGAGACGUUUGGUCAAGUGAUUGAUGCGAUUCAAAAGGGCGUUCCGGAUGAAGGCUUUCUCGUGGAGAUUUUCAACGACUUUAGUCAAUCCAUGUCCAUAAUCACCCAUUUCAGACUUCUUACCGGUGCAUGGAUGAAACUGAAUCAAAUGCGUUAUCAAGCAUUUUUAUCCACGCCCGUCGACCAAUAUUGCGCCACACGGAUCGAACCCGCCAAAACCGAAAUUGAUGAAGUCGGCCUUCAAGCUUUGGUGGACAGUGUUAUUGAGGGUUCCGGCAUUGCCGUUGAGAUUCUCUACCUCGACCGAAGUCAGGGCGAUGCGGUCACCCCACAUCUUUUGACGCCGAACCGACAGAGCUUGGCUACAAUCAAACUUCUAUAUCGUCCUGGACAUUAUGAUAUUUUGUACUCGGCGGAACCUACUGUUCACAUGUCACCGAUAGUCAACCUACAAUACGGCCUGUCGACAGAUUUCAGCUCUUGGGAUAACAGCGCUCUCGGCUUCGAUGCUAACCCGAGUUUAAUGGCGAUACCAGGUCUCAUGAUGGACCCAUCUGCAUUUCCCUCAGUGUCCAGUCCGAUGAUGGCUUCUCAGCCGCCUCAAUUCUUCCCGUCUCCUCCACAACAUGAAUUCUAUUCUCCAUCUAUCAGCCCUCCGGUACCUUCUACCGUCUCCUCCCCUGCUCCUCCGAGCCUACCACUUAGUCUACCUACGACGAAAUCAUCGGAUGGCCCACAGAUCCGGCUAAAUCCGUUGGUGAUGAAACCGAAUUUGAGCCAUUCACUUCCGGUGACUACUCCAUUCAAGAACUCACCAUACAAUCAAGCUCAUUUCCUCAACUCGGACUUCGAGCCUAUCCAUUGGGAACCGAACGAGGGACGGAAAUAG
Messenger RNA from Talaromyces amestolkiae, 2757 nucleotides. RefSeq lists its product as uncharacterized. Gene Ontology annotation, biological process: protein deneddylation. The record is from RefSeq and is a predicted model, not a curated record. The transcript is spliced from 10 exons. NCBI's taxonomy places the organism in Eukaryota, Fungi, Ascomycota, Eurotiomycetes, Eurotiales, Trichocomaceae. Gene Ontology annotation, cellular component: COP9 signalosome. Bases 1 to 2757 code for a protein of 918 amino acids.